This is a messenger RNA of Solanum lycopersicum (tomato), 1674 nucleotides long. RefSeq names its product probable sugar phosphate/phosphate translocator At1g12500. Gene Ontology annotation, molecular function: antiporter activity. The record is from RefSeq and is a predicted model, not a curated record. Gene Ontology annotation, cellular component: Golgi apparatus. NCBI's taxonomy places the organism in Eukaryota, Viridiplantae, Streptophyta, Magnoliopsida, Solanales, Solanaceae.
CCUUCAUUUGAAAUCUAAAUCUUGACCCUUCAAUUAGAUCAAACCCCAAAUUUUCCCACCAACCUACCCUAUCUUCUUCACUACCCCCAGAUCUCAACCCCCAUUUAGACAAAUACUCAAACUACAGCUAAGUGGCAACCCCAUUAUAUUUUCUUGAAAUUCUAUUGGGUAUUUAGUAUACUAAGUAGUAUCAAGAGUCAUAAAAAUUGAAUCUUUACACUGUUUUAAGUUGUUGGAAGCAUUGUAAUGGUGGAGGCACAGUCAUGGACUACAAGAAGGGGAAGCAAUCCAAGAUUGGAGUCACCCCAAGAUCAAGUCUUGGAUAUGCCAGUAACCCCAACUGCUGAAAUCAGGCAGCAACAGUAUUCUAAUGGUGGGAUAACUUCUUUGGUGUCACCAAAUGUACUUACUGCUCUUAUAAUUGCUUCUUGGUACUGUUCAAAUAUUGGGGUGUUGUUGCUAAACAAGUAUCUUUUGAGUUUUUAUGGUUAUCGUUACCCAAUAUUCUUGACUAUGUUGCAUAUGUUGUCAUGUGCUACUUAUAGUUUAGUUGCUAUUAAGUGGCUGGAAGUUGUUCCUUUCCAGCAGAUACAUAGCAGGAAACAGUUCUUCAAGAUUCUUGCUUUGAGUGCUAUUUUUUGUUUUUCUGUUGUUUGUGGUAAUACUUCAUUGAGGUACCUUCCUGUAUCGUUUAAUCAAGCAAUUGGUGCUACUACCCCAUUUUUUACUGCUAUUUUUGCUUUUGUGAUUACUUGUAAGAAAGAAACUGCUGAGGUUUAUUUAGCUCUUGUCCCUGUGGUUCUUGGUAUUGUUUUGGCUAGCAAUAGUGAGCCAUUGUUCCAUUUGUUUGGGUUCUUGAUGGCUUUAGGUUCAACUGCUGGGAGAGCCUUGAAAUCUGUUGUUCAGGGGUUGUUGUUAUCCUCUGAUGCUGAGAAAUUGCACUCUAUGAAUCUGUUAUUAUACAUGGCUCCAAUGGCAGCAAUGAUUUUGCUUCCUUUUACACUAUACAUAGAGGGGAAUGUAGCUGCAGUUACAGUGGAGAAAGCUAAGGGAGAUGGAUUUAUGGUUUUCUUGUUGAUUGGUAAUGCCACAGUUGCUUAUUUGGUGAACUUGACUAAUUUCUUGGUUACUAAGCAUACAAGUGCCUUGACACUGCAAGUUUUGGGGAAUGCCAAGGCUGCAGUGGCUGCAGUGGUGUCAGUUUUGAUAUUCAGGAAUCCAGUGAACAUCAUGGGCAUAACAGGAUUUGCUGUGACUGUAAUGGGUGUGGUGCUUUACAGUGAGGCAAAGAAGAGAUCUAAAGUAACAGCACACUGAUGAUAGUUUGAAAGAUUCAAUCUUGAUGAUGCCACACAAAGGUACAAUUUUUUUUUUGUUUUUGGUCUAAUUAGUAUUCAUUCUGGAUGGGGUGGGGGAAGAUUAAGUGGUUGGAUUAUAUUCCACUGUAUAGGAACAAAGAUGGGGUAAAGUGGAAAAAGGUUUAUGUGCUAUGCUUUUUUUCCUCUAUAUAAUUGUUCUUGAUUGGGGUUGGUUUGAAGAGAAUAAAGUUGUCUCUUUUACUUUUCCCCUUUCUGUAAUUUUAUACUCCUUUGAUGCAACUACAACAAAGAAAGACUGAUUCUUUAGAUAUUGUUCUCUAUGUGUAAUAUUCUUGUGGGAGAAUUGUCCUCCCAA